AAUAAUAUGGCGGACGGUGGAUGGUGUCCAAUCUCUUACUUGAAUGAUCUUUACUAUAGGGUCAUUGUUUUGAACGGGAUUGGUGCAUGUCUAAGAACGUGGCCGCUUGAGAUGCGCAAGCAAAUCUGUAUGGCUGAGUCGAAAACGAAGGAUUGUCCCUACUGUAUAUCCUUAUACUAUGGAAGUAGCAUGAUGUAGUAGUACACCUUACUUUCUUUCUAUUUAGACCAUUCAUAGUUCCUAUGUUCAUUCCAAUAUUCAGGGCAGAAGAUCUGACAGUGAUUAUCGGAGCACGUAGCAGAGCUACUAUAAAUUCGAUGAACAAAUUUAAUUAUAUAAUACUGUUUGUUAUCGCAAAAAAUGCCUUAUGAGACACACUUGGAUAUGGAAAUACGAAAAUUGAGACCCGCUGAACUAUAUGAAUUAGGAAGUAUAUUAAGCAUUUCUGAUUCAUGGAAAAAACUGAUGUCUAUUGUGCCUAAACAAGGAAAUGUUUCUAAAUUUAGUAGUGACCAUAUCAGCAAAAUUGAACAAACGGCACGUAGAGACAUUCGCAAUGCAGCUCAAAUAUUUUUGGAUGAGUGGAGUACUAUGGGGAGAAAGAGACCAACAUUAAAAUUUUUACUAGAACUUCUUAUAAAAGCAGAAUUAUUUAGGGCCGCUGACUAUGUGGCAUGUGAUAUAUUAAAACAGGAAAGACCAAAGAGGCCAGAUUAUGGUCCAGCUGCUUCUAUCGAUAUAAGUGAUGCAGCCAUAAAUCAAUUAGAUAAGCAAAUGCUUCCACAGAAUACAUUUGCUAAUUCCAUAAUAAUAGGAUCAACAUCAAUAAUUAAUAGAAUAUGCCCUUCUGAAAAACCUGCAAAUGUGCAGGCAGCGCAAAGUUAUAAGUAUGAAGAAUUACCAUCUGAAGAAUUACCUGUAUUUCUUAAUAACUGUAAAUAACUUAUAAAGUGCUUAUAUAUAAUAAAGGGAUGUUUGUAUUUUAACUGUCUAAAGCAAUGGAUGUUUGAUAUUGAUCUAGGUUUGUAAUUCGUCUAUUAAAAAAUAUAUGUACGCAAUAUAAAUAAAUGUAUAUUUUGAGAAA
This is a messenger RNA of Temnothorax curvispinosus, 1084 nucleotides long. It is a transcript of the gene tub, whose product is annotated as protein Tube. Gene Ontology annotation, molecular function: protein binding. The record is from RefSeq and is a predicted model, not a curated record. Lineage: Eukaryota; Metazoa; Arthropoda; Insecta; Hymenoptera; Formicidae. The transcript is spliced from 3 exons. Gene Ontology annotation, biological process: signal transduction. Bases 361 to 942 code for a protein of 193 amino acids.